GAAUAUUUUCCAUUUCAUAUUAUCUUACAACUUUUCUCCGUUAAAAUGAAAUAUUAACUAAAAAAAACAUCGAAACGCAUAAUUGUUGAUUGACACAGUGGUGUCGAUUACAAACCGUUGAAUAUUGUAAUAUUAAAGAAAAAAGCUUUUCGUUUCAAUGAGAAUAGGUUGUAACUUUUAUGCAGAUAUGUACUCGCACAUUGUUACGAAUCGAUUUGUAGAAUUUGAAAUGAAAUAAAUAUUCGUUUAUUUUUUGUAAGUUCUCAGAAAAUUUUAAACUUUAUCGAACAAUUGGAUAUGCUAUAUUCGGUCUAUCAGGAAAUUUUCGGUUGUCAAACUGGGCGAUCAACUAUUUCGACCGUGAGCGUAGCGGAUAGUGUCAACAAGCAUCCACUCGGGAAGAAUGGGAGAAGCUUCUCAAAGCGCACGAACCACGCAGUAUCGAGGUUAUAAACUCAAAAUAGUUCCUUCAGAGAACAAACCGUAGUUUUUCUGCACUUAUUAAGAGUCUUCGGAGUUAAUGUUACCAAGUUAAUUCAGAUAUCGAUGUGUGUAUAUGACACAUGAAAUUGAAUAGAACUUGACCUUUACUCAUUUUGAAGGUAUCAAAACAUGAAGGAUCCGUGUGACAGACGUGGCUGCAUAAUAAUGUAGUUGAAGACGUAUUGAAAUUUUCCUCUGCAAAAUAGCUGAAGCAGGAAUGAUAAUUGGAAAAAGAUUUGACUAUGGUGGAAAAUUCGUGUGCUGUCAAAUAAAUAUCAUCGCAAUAAGAUCGCAAUAUCGAUAAAUCCGUAGAAUUCGUAUCGCAAGAAAAUUUCAACAAUGUCGUGUAUGCUUGUACAACAAUUUGUUCAAAGACUUAAAUCCAGAAAUGAAGAAGCACGUAACAAAGCAGCGAGAGACUUGUGUCUCUACGUUAAAACGGAAUUGCGAGAAGCAUCGCAGGAAGAAAUUACAGCGUUUAUGGAUGAAUUUAACCACCAUAUAUUCGAAAUGGUAUCUGGAUCGGAUGUGAACGAGAAGAAAGGAGGUAUAUUGGCCAUAGUUUGCCUUAUCGGUGCAGACGUAGGAAACAUUAACACGAGAACUAUAAGGUUUGCAAAUUAUUUAAGAAAUCUGUUACCUUCGAACGAUGUGGGUGUUAUGGAACUGGCUGCUAAAACUGUCGGGAAGUUAGCGUUAGUUUCAGGUACCUAUACGGCAGAGUAUGUAGAAUUUGAAGUGAAACGUGCCUUCGAAUGGCUGGGUGGAGAUAGACACGAAGGUAAAAGACAUGCUGCUGUUCUUGUUUUAAGAGAACUAGCUGUAUCUAUGCCGACAUAUUUUUUUCAACAAGUGACUCCAUUUUUCGAACUUAUAUUUAACGCUAUACGUGAUCCAAAACCUGUGAUAAGGGAAGGUGCUGUAGAAGCAUUGCGUGCCGCUUUGGUUGUUACCGCGCAGAGGGAAACGGCGAAACAGAUGCACAAAUCGCAGUGGUACAAACAAUGCUACGAUGAAAUAGUAGCAGGAUUCGAGGAAAUGUAUACCAGAGAAAGAGGAGUAAACAAGGAUGACAGAGUACACGGUUCGUUGUUGAUAUUAAACGAGUUACUUAGGUGCAGUAAUGUUCAAUGGGAAAGAAAUUACGAAGGUUUAAUGGAACGAUUAAACUGUUCCACGCAACAAAACGAAAACGAUAUACUGUCAUUGAUGCCACGGUUGAAAACAACUAUAGUAUCCAAAUGGUCCAGUUCUUCUCAAAAUUCAGCCAAUUCCCAACAAACGUUGUACCCGGCUCAUGAAUCCGCAGUUUGCCGUUGUUUGAUGCAAGAGAGAUUGGACGAUAUUUAUAAUGAUGUAAUGAGUCAAAGAAUGUCUAGAAAUCCACACAUUCAACAUGCUCUGAUGAUGUUGUUGCCAAGACUCGCUGCAUUCAAUAAAGAGAAAUUUACAAAAGAUCAUUUAAAGGAAUCAUUAUCGUACCUGUUGAUGACAUUGCGCAGCAGAGAAAAGGAUAGGUACGCCGCGUUUACGACAAUUGGAUUUAUAGCAGUCGCGGUGGAAGAUUCGAUAAAUCCGUAUCUCUCUAAAAUUAUGGAAGUGAUUAAGAAUUUAUUGCCGUCUAAAGAAACGUCUGCCAAGAAACGCGGUACAUCUUUGGAGCCUGCAGUAUUUGUGUGUAUAACACUGCUUGGACAUGCCGUGAAACAAGUGAUAGCCGCGGAUGUGAGAGAUUUACUGGAAUCCAUGUUAACAACCGGAUUAAGCUCGAUUCUUACGAUUUCUCUCCGAGAAUUAGCUCACAGCGUUCCAUCGUUAAAACCUGACAUAUCUCAAGGGCUGUUAAGAAUGUUAUCUCAGGUCCUAAUGCAGAAACCGUUGAGGCAUCCUGGCGCGCCAUGGACCACGACCAGUCCCAUUUCCGCAGCACCGACGGAAGUGGAUAUUCCGUCCACGGUAUUAGCAUUGAAGACUCUUGGGACAUUUAAUUUCGAUGGAAACCCGCUUCUACAGUUUGUGCGACGAUGCGCGGAACAUUUCCUUACCUUCGAACAAGCAGAAGUGCGAUUGGAAGCUGUGAGAACGUGUUCAAGGUUAUUAAGACUGGCGUUAAACCAACCGGGACCUACAGUAACGAAUACUGUCUCUACCGUUCUUGGGAAAUUGUUGGUUGUAGGUAUCACAGACACCGAUUCCGACGUGCGAAUGUGGGUUCUUGCCUCUCUGGACGAUUCUUUCGACAUUCAUCUGGCACAAGCAGAAAAUCUGUCUGCAUUAUUCAUCGCGAUGAACGACGAGAUGUUCGAGAUCAGAGAACUGGCGAUUCGCACGAUUGGAAGACUGAGUACCAUGAAUCCAGCUUACGUAAUGCCCUCUUUACGUAAAACACUUAUACAAUUCUUAACGGAGUUGGAGCAUUCUGGUAUGGGUCGCAACAAGGAGCAGGCCGCUCGUAUGCUAGAUCACUUGGUCGUUAGCGCGCCAAGACUUAUACGGCCAUACAUGGAGCCCAUUUUGAAAGUUCUCGUUCCGAAGCUGAAGGAGCCUGAAUCGAACCCUGGGGUGAUUUUAGCGAUACUACGUGCUAUCGGUGACUUGGCGGAAGUUAACGGUGCUGAAAUGCAACAAUGGAUGCCGGAACUGUUAUCUAUACUGCUCGAAAUGCUGGUGGACGCCAGUUCUCCAGAAAAAAGGGGAGUCGCGUUAUGGGUUCUGGGCCAGUUGGUUGGAAGUACGGGGCAUGUUGUGAAACCGUACAUGCAGUAUCCCUCGUUGUUGGACGUACUGAUAAACUUCUUGAAAACCGAGCAGCAACCUAUCAUCAGGAGGGAAACCAUAAGAGUGCUCGGAUUGUUGGGUGCUUUAGACCCGUACAAGCAUAAAAUGAACCUUGGCCAAAUAGACUCUCAACUGGACACGCUCACUUCUAUGGCUGAUACCAAGAGCGAAACCGAAAACACACAAGACUUGACUACCAGCGAGAUGUUGGUGAACAUGUCUUCGUCUACUUUGGAAGAGUACUAUCCAGCGAUCGCCAUAGCAACGCUCAUGAGGAUUAUUCGUGAUCCAACGUUAUCGCAACACCACACCAUGGUGGUGCAAGCGGUGACGUUCAUAUUUAAGAGUUUAGGGAUCAAGUGCGUGCCGUACAUCUCUCAGGUGAUGCCCAGCUUCCUGAACGUUGUUAGAACGGCUGAUGUUAACUUUCGCGAGUACCUGUUCCAACAAUUAGCCAUUCUAAUCGCCAUCGUGAAGCAACACAUUCGAAACUAUUUGGACGAUAUAUUCAAUCUGAUCAAAGAGUUCUGGACCGUGAACAGUCCGCUGCAAAGUACGCUGAUACUUUUGGUCGAGCACAUCGCGGUUGCGUUAGGCGCAGAAUUCAAGAUUUAUUUGCCGCAACUAAUGCCGCAAAUAUUAAGAGUACUGACGCACGACACCAGCAAGGAUAGAUCCGUUACGGUGAAGCUUCUUCAAGCGCUCCAGAAAUUUGGAAAUAAUUUAGACAACUACCUACAUUUGGUGUUACCGCCGAUAGUCAAGUUGUUUCAUACAACCGAGUGUCCAACGACCGUGAACAAGGUAGCCCUAGAAACGAUCGACCACUUGGCAGACACACUGGACUUUACGGACUUUGCGUCCAGAAUUGUACACCCUUUGGUACGAACUCUCGAUCAAUGCCCGGAACAACGAGUCACAGCGAUGGAUACGUUAUGCGCGCUGGUGAUUCAGUUGGGGAAGAAGUAUCAGAUCUUCAUACCCUUGGUGCAGAAAAUUAUGACGAAACACAAGAUUAUUAAUUCGCGUUACGAUGUUCUGAUCGACAAGAUUUUAACGGAAACCACCGUGACCGAUGGCGAAGAUUUUCUGUUGAUGAGACAUCGUCAUUCGAGAAAUAAAAACCGUGAUUUGUCCCUAACGUCGUCGGACACGACCACCAUAAAAAGAUUACACGUGUCAGCUUCGAACCUCCAGAAAGCUUGGACGGCGACGAGAAGAGUUUCAAAGGACGACUGGCUCGAAUGGUUGAGGAGCUUAUCGAUCGGCUUGCUCAAGGAAUCACCGUCUCCGGCGUUAAGAUCUUGCUGGGCGCUCGCGCAGACCUAUUCUCAAUUACCCAGGGAUCUAUUUAACGCGGCAUUCGUUUCUUGCUGGACGGAAUUGGACGAAACGUACAGGUCCGAGCUUAUACAGACUUUACAGCAAGCGUUGAUGGUUCCGGAUCUACCGGAGAUUACGCAAACGAUUCUGAACCUAGCAGAGUUUAUGGAACACUGCGACAAGGGGCCCUUACCGUUGGACAAUAAGAUCCUAGGGGAACGAGCAAUGCAUUGUAGGGCUUACGCGAAAGCUUUGCACUACAAGGAAGACGAGUUCCAUAAAAGUAGAAACAGCAACGUGUUCGAGUCUUUGAUUUCCAUUAAUAACAAACUUCAGCAGAAAGAAGCCGCGGAAGGGCUUCUCGAGUACGUGAUGAAUCAGAAUAAUCAGCAAGACCUGAAGGUGCAAGUACGUUGGUACGAGAAGCUGCAUAAUUGGGACAAAGCGUUGCAGCUGUACAGAGAGAGAUUGGAAGGAGAUCCGGCGGACGUUGAAUCCACUUUGGGCGAGAUGCGUUGUUUGGAAGCUCUCGGGGAGUGGGGACAGUUGCACGACGUCGCCACCAAGUACUGGUCGAAUCAAAACGACGAAAUGAAACAGAGAAUGGCUAGAAUGGCAGCGGCUGCGGCAUGGGGAUUAAGUCAAUGGGAAAGUAUGGAGAAGUACGUUUCGUUGAUACCGAAAGAUACUCAGGACGGUGCCUUCUAUAGAGCUGUUUUAGCGAUUCACGAUGAACAGUACAAUGUCGCUCAUCAGCUUAUCGACAGUGCCAGAGACUUGCUGGACACGGAAUUGACCGCCAUGGCAGGCGAAAGUUACCAGAGAGCUUACAAUGCUAUGGUAGAGGUUCAGAAACUUGCGGAAUUGGAGGAGGUGAUACAAUUUAAGCUGGUCCCAGAGAGAAGAUUAACCAUCAAGUCUAUGUGGUGGGAGAGACUCCAAGGUGGGCAAAGAAUAGUCGAAGACUGGCAGAAAAUAAUACAGGUUCACACAUUGGUGGUUUCACCUCAGGACGAUAUGUACACUUGGUUGAAAUACGCAAGCCUCUGUAGAAAGAGCGGCAGCCUGAUGCUGUGUCAUAAGACUUUGGUCAUGUUGCUCGGAACAGAUCCGUCGUUGACUCCUGACCAGCCAUUGCCGACAACGUAUCCUCAGGUGACUUUCGCUUACUGCAAGCAUAUGUGGGUUGCCAAUAAGCGGGAGGAAGCGUACGGUCAACUUCAGAAGUUCGUGCAGACGUCUCGACAGCAGACAACCUUAACCGUGGUAAAUCAGGAAGACGAGAAGCAACAAGAGAUGAGAAAGAGGUUACUUGCCAGAUGUUAUCUGAAACUUGGCGAAUGGUUGGAAGCUUUGGAGGGCAUCAAUGAACAUUCUAUACCGGCUGUACUAUCUUACUAUGCCGCGGCUACCGAACACGAUCCAACCUGGUACAAAGCAUGGCACGCGUUCGCCUAUACCAAUUUUGAGACUGUACUGUUCUACAAGCAUCAGCAAGGUGAUUCGAACACGGAGAGUACACCGGGCAAUGGGACGCGCGGCAAUCUCUCCAGUUCACAGUACAUAUCCAAGUUCACUGUGCCGGCUGUAGAAGGAUUUUUCAGAUCGAUUAAUCUCUCUCACGGCAAUUCGUUGCAAGACACUCUUAGGUUGCUGACACUGUGGUUCGACUACGGCCAGUGGCCAGAGGUGUACGAAGCUAUCGUGGAAGGGAUCAGAUUGAUCGAAAUUAAUACUUGGUUACAAGUGAUCCCUCAACUCAUAGCGAGAAUAGAUACGCCCAGAGCCCUGGUUGGACGUUGUAUACAUCACCUUUUAAUAGAUAUCGGGAAAGCGCAUCCUCAAGCGUUAGUUUAUCCGCUGACGGUAGCAUCGAAAAGUGCUAGUCACGCUCGGAAAACUGCCGCGAACAAGAUCUUGAAAAGUAUGUGCGAGCAUAGCCCGACCCUGGUGCAACAAGCAAUGAUGGCCAGCGACGAGCUGAUAAGAGUGGCGAUCCUUUGGCACGAAUUAUGGCACGAGGGCUUAGAGGAAGCCAGCAGGCUGUACUUCGGGGAGAGAAACGUCAGAGGAAUGUUCGAUACGUUGGAGCCUUUGCACGCGAUGCUGGAAAGGGGGCCACAGACAUUGAAGGAGACGUCUUUCAAUCAAGCUUACGGCAGAGAUCUAAUGGAAGCGCAGGAAUGGUGUCACAAAUACAAAGCAUCGCGCAAUGUCCGAGAUUUGAAUCAAGCCUGGGAUCUCUAUUACCACGUUUUCAGAAGAAUAUCGAGACAAUUGCCGCAGUUGACUAGUCUGGAGCUUCAAUACGUCAGUCCAAAGUUACUCCUUUGCAGGGAUUUAGAAUUAGCCGUACCGGGAAGUUACAGUCCUGGACAACCAGUAGUCAGAAUAGCGAGUAUACAUAGCUCUAUGCAAGUGAUAACGAGCAAACAACGACCACGGAAAUUAUGUAUAAAAGGUAGCAAUGGUAAGGAUUACAUGUUCCUCUUGAAAGGGCACGAGGAUCUUAGGCAGGAUGAACGCGUUAUGCAAUUGUUUGGUCUAGUCAAUACCCUUCUGCUGCACGAUCCGGACACAUUCAGAAGAAAUCUUACCAUUCAAAGAUACGCUGUAAUUCCAUUAUCGACGAACAGUGGUCUUAUCGGUUGGGUACCGCAUUGCGAUACGUUGCACACGCUGAUCAGGGACUACAGGGAAAAGAAAAAGAUAUUACUCAACAUAGAACACAAAAUAAUGUUAAGGAUGGCUCCAGGUUACGAUCAUCUUAUGCUUAUGCAGAAAGUUGAAGUAUUCGAGCAUGCACUGGAGCAUACUCAUGGCGAUGAUUUAUCGCGUCUUCUUUGGUUGAAAUCGCCGUCGAGCGAAGUAUGGUUCGACCGACGGACAAAUUACACGCGUUCCCUCGCUGUAAUGUCCAUGGUGGGAUAUAUUCUCGGUCUGGGGGAUCGGCACCCGUCGAAUCUGAUGCUGGAUCGUCUCAGUGGAAAAAUACUACACAUCGACUUUGGGGAUUGCUUCGAAGUUGCCAUGACACGCGAGAAAUUCCCAGAGAAGAUACCGUUCAGGUUGACUCGAAUGCUGAUCAACGCGAUGGAAGUAACCGGAAUCGAAGGGACGUACAGAAGGACUUGCGAAUCGGUAAUGUCGGUGUUACAUCGAAACAAAGACAGUUUAAUGGCGGUGUUGGAGGCUUUCGUCUACGAUCCUCUUUUGAAUUGGAGAUUAAUGGACAAUGCUACACCAAAGAGCAAACGAUCCGACGCUCAAGGGAUGAGUGCCAGCAGUAAUCAAGAACACGGCGAUACAUUGGAUUCUCUUACUGCCACGUUGCCAAAGAAAGGAGUGCCAUGCAGCAUUGAGAAUGGUGGUGACACCAAUCAACCAGAAGCACUGAACAAGAAAGCCCUUGCGAUCAUAACUAGAGUCAGAGACAAAUUAACAGGCCGAGACUUUUCUCACGAAGAAACGUUGAGCGUACAGCGUCAAGUCGAUCUUUUAAUUCAACAAGCCACCAAUAAUGAGAAUUUAUGCCAGUGUUAUAUUGGAUGGUGCCCAUUUUGGUAAACAUAGUGCUAUACGUGUCCACUAACGAGUUCUACGUAAGAGGGUAACUACUCUAGGGUUCACAUGUAGCAUAAAUAUCCAUCAAGAUAUUAGAUGUGUAUUAUACGCAGUAUCGUUCCUGUCUUUGCAUUUCUAUUAUUAAGAAAUAAUCAUAACCAAAAUCACAAUAUGCAAAUACUAUUGCACAUGUAUAUAUCAACUGUAUUGCUACAUCAAUUGUAUAUACUAUUCAUGUUACUUCUGCUUACCAAGUAUAAUGUAUAUUAGAAAAUGAUGUACCUUAGAAAUUGCAUGAUAAUCGAUUACAUUUAUAGAUUAUCAUUUUUUCAAUGUAAGCAUCAAAGAAACUAUUUAAGAAAAUAAGAUCAUUCGAUACAGUAACAAUACACCGUUUCUUAAAACUUUGUACUCCUUGAAAUUUGUACAGAAACCAACAUUCGGUUGUUCGAAUAGAGUAUAAUAAAAUAUAAUAAAUAUUCAUUUAGACGCAAUAUUAUAAAUUAGAUAGUUGUAAUAUCGAGGACAACAACCUCCUAAUACAAGUCGAUGGAAUGUUGGCUCAAACGAUAUAAAUACUGUUUUAGCAAAUGAUA
Molecule: messenger RNA, 8744 nt
Organism: Nomia melanderi (Alkali bee)
Lineage: Eukaryota; Metazoa; Arthropoda; Insecta; Hymenoptera; Halictidae
Gene: Tor
Product: serine/threonine-protein kinase Tor
Biological process (GO): TORC1 signaling; negative regulation of macroautophagy
Cellular component (GO): TORC1 complex; TORC2 complex; cytoplasm
Molecular function (GO): protein-containing complex binding; protein binding; protein serine/threonine kinase activity
Source: RefSeq, a predicted model, not a curated record